Aspergillus udagawae is the source of this 1719-nucleotide messenger RNA. Its product is annotated as transcription factor domain-containing protein. Gene Ontology annotation, biological process: DNA-templated transcription. The transcript has 5 exons. The coding region runs from base 1 to 1719 and encodes 572 amino acids. Gene Ontology annotation, molecular function: DNA binding; zinc ion binding. Lineage: Eukaryota; Fungi; Ascomycota; Eurotiomycetes; Eurotiales; Aspergillaceae. Gene Ontology annotation, cellular component: nucleus. The record is from RefSeq and is a predicted model, not a curated record.
AUGUCUCCAGAUGCCUCUAGCCGGUCUGACUCGACAGUAGCUCACGAACAGGACUCGCAGAGUCCUGGAGCUAGCAACUUGCGAGAGAAAAGUAAAGUAUCCAUUGAAGGUGAUCAGAAACGACCGGUUUGCUCUCGAUGUCAUGAAGGGGGUUUUGCUUGCGUUUAUUCGUCCUCCAAGAAAAAGCCAGGUCCAGCCAGGGGAACACGAAAAGCAGCGAGGCGCACUGCCAAGUCCCCAAAGACCACUCAUCCAUGCGUCGGUUCAGACCACGACAAUGGCGAGCACAUGCCAUCAUUCUUUUCCGACAUCUUUGUUGCUUCUCCAGCGACGGGAUUUCAGCUGGACGCUGAUGCUGGCUUUUCAAUGGGCGAUAAUAAUCCAGAUCCCCAGUCUCUCUUUUCCGGGUUGACACCGCUUGUCCCUGCAGCCGGGCCAUCCGUGUCCUCAGAGCUGGGGAUAUCGCCAGAGAUGCAGGCGAAGCUGGUCCAUGACUUCUUCGACUUUGUCCAUUAUUCUAUCCCAUUAUUUCGGAAAGAAGAAUUUCUCGGGCGCUACGAGAACGGCACGAUCAACCGUUCUCUGCUGCUUACUGUCCUAGCUGUUACGGCAAAGUCUCUCGGCCUACCGCACGGUUGGCAGGUAGCCAAUAUCGAUGAUUGUCUUCAACAACUGUUGAAAGACGACCCAUUGGGCGGCCCAACCCCGCCCGCCAUGCUGCUGGACGCGUUCCGGCAAUGCUGCCUGCUCGCAUUUUAUCGUUUCCACCAGGGCCAUGGUGGGGAUGCAUGGGACUAUAUCAGUCGUCUCUCGCGCAAAGCCCUGCGAUUAGGUCUGCAUCAGCUGGAUUCCACUGAUCGGUACAACUCGUUUGGCGACAUCUUGGCAAACCCAGCCAAUCUGGAAGAAUGGAGAUAUGUUUGGUGGUGUAUCUACUGCUUGGACUCGUACUCAAACAUUAUGGCAGCCACCCCAUUUGUUCUGGAAAAGGAGAGCAUACGGACCGCCUUGGUGGCUACUUCUCUAGAGGGCUCAAGUGAUAGCCCCGUUAGUAGUCGUGUGACGCAAUUUCUGCCCACAGAUACAAGGGAUCUGUGGCGCAUUUCAGCGGAAAUGGGCUCUCCUGAUACCCCUGCCUCAAAUUUCAACAUGCACAUCGUCACAACUACUCUGUUAAGAGAAGCAGCAGCUAUUUUUCGGUUAAGGAGGCAAAACCCGUCGGAAGCUCUUCGAGACCGACGAUCUCAAUUCGGAGAUCAUCUCUCGGCCGUAGUGCUUUCCCUGCCUCCACAGUUUCUCCGCGAAGCUCGCAACGCUUUUGCCAAUGAAUCCAGUGUAGACCAUCAUGCACGGCUUGUUUGUCUAAUUCAUCUGCAUGCGGCACGACUUUUGAACACAAUCACGUUUGAUCUGUCGGACAAUUCGGCGUGGACGUCGUCGUGGGAGCGAUCGCUGGCCCACUCCGAAGACAUUGUGGCCGUCAUCAGAGAAUGGGACAGCCGGUACUCGUCGUUCGAUAAAUUCGCUAGUGUCGUCCAUGGUCCACUCUCCUCCUACGACAUUGGCCAGCUCCUGAUACAAGUGCCUGGACCCUUUCGGCCAUGGAGGGGACUCCUAGGUCUCGCGCCAAAUCCGCGGGACCCGUUGCUCACUCCACAGGAACCCGUGAUUGACCUUUCCGGGCUUGAUUUUUCCUUCGACUUUUUCUCGCCUUUAUGA